CCCCGUCCCCUCCCCCCCUUCGCACCCUUGGACCCCACAUGCCCGCUUCCCCUUCCACCUACCCGUAGCUCCGGCUUUUCGAUACGCUUUGAGGUUGAAGAGCCUCCCAAAGACAGACCGCGCUUGUCACGAGACACACGACCCAGAGAGAGAAAGAGACACGGAGAGAGAGAGAGAGAGAGACACGCACGCGCACGUCAGAGUCAACGCAUCCGCCGCAGCAUUCCUGCGGAUCGACACCACACAGCUUCUUCUUAGUGCCGGCUUGGAAACAUUCAAUGCUCAUCUCAACGCGCCCUCGUUCCGCCUUGCUCUGUUGUUUACGUUCUUGUCCCACGCCUCGACGAGUCUCUACUUUGACGACCUCACCCUUGUCGCUCGAAGCCAAAGCCCGUAUAUGCGAGCCACUUCCGUUUGACCGAACCCAUACGUAUUGAGUCCAGUGGCAGACACCAUAACUCGUGUCAUCUGAUCUCGGCCACUCACUUCGGGUUGCCUUAGUAGUCGACGUCACAGCCAAAGAAGCAAACGUCGCCAUUGACAAGGAGUCACAAAACAGACUCCAUUACCCAGCCAACGUGCCAAUUGGCUCUGCAAGCAGUCUCUAAACAGGGGAGACUGCGCUCAAUACGCGACCAUGACGACCGAAACGACCACUGUGCCAGCCCUCGAGGCCGCCGCCGCCGACCCGGCCACCGAUCUAUCGGCCCUGACGACCGUGACGACGGCGACCGCGGGAGAGCUGGCGUCGACAGAUCAACAUGACCAUCAUGACCACCACGAUCAUCACGAACACCAUGAUGACUCCAACGACACUUCGUCCGAUCAGGAGCCGAGCAAGAAGCGCUCCUCAUCCGUCGCCGACCUGAAAGACGGUGCGCCCCCGGCCAAGGUGACGAAGCGCAGAGCCGCCCGCGCCUGCGUGAGCUGUCGCGCGCGCAAAGUCCGCUGCGACGUCGUCGAAGGCGCGCCCUGCGGUAACUGCAGAUGGGACAAUGUCGAGUGCGUUGUCCAGGAGAGCCGUCGACGAAAGAAAAAUCUCUUGACUGCCAGCACGGCGGUGCACCCGGGAGCCGAGGCACAAUUACGCUCCAAGGGCACGAACCCAGUCAACAUUCACAGCAGCGCGGAGCUGCGCCGACCUAGCAAUGCCUCGGUGGCUUCGGUCAACGGAUCAGUUGCAGCGAAUCCCGUCCCGGCCACUUGCAUGCCUCUGGGCGCGACAACACCAGCCAUUGGUGCUGGAGCCGCAGCUGUGACUGGAAUUGGCCCAGGCGUCCUCGGGGGUCUUUCGGUUCCUGGCGGUUCUUCAGACGGCCUUGAGGGCCACGUUCCUCAUAUGCUUUACCAACGAUCGGGUUACCGUCAUGACAGCGCUGCACUGCUCACCAAGCUGCAAUCGGCCGCGGCCGCAGCGUCAGCAGACAGCAACUCUCGUCGCCUCCUGUCGAACCUCCUGGCCCAGGCCUCCCUCUUUGGCGGCAUGGCCAGCGGCGACGGCCGAACAAGUCAAUUUCUCGCCUCCCUCGAGGAGCCCGACCUCCACGCUCAGCUCCCACCCUUUGUGAAACCGCUGCCUGCCAAGAUCGCCCAGGAAGAUGUCACCUACCUCCACGCCAAGGGGGCCCUGACUCUGCCCACGCUGCCGCUGCAGAAUGCCCUUCUGCAGGCCUACAUCGAAUUCGUUCAUCCCUAUAUGCCGCUGCUCGAGCUGUACGACUUUCUGGCCGUCAUCAAUGCCCAGGACGGGCUAUGCGGCCAGAUCAGUCUGUUCCUUUAUCAGGCUGUCAUGUUCGCCGCCACUGCCUUUGUCGACAUGAAGGUUCUCCGCGAGGCCGGCUACCCCACGCGCAAGGCCGCCAGGAAGGCCUUCUUCCAGAAGACGAGGCUACUGUACGACUUCGACUACGAGUCGGAUCGUCUCGUCCUCGUUCAGGCCCUCCUGUUGAUGACGUACUGGUACGAGACACCCGACGACCAAAAAGACACAUGGCAUUGGAUGGGUGUCGCCAUCUCUCUGGCCCACACCAUUGGCCUGCACCGUGAUCCGGCCGCCACGAGCAUGCCGGUGCGGAAGCAGAAGCUAUGGAAGCGCAUCUGGUGGUCGUGUUUCAUGCGCGAUCGCUUGAUUGCACUGGGCAUGCGUCGGCCCACCCGCAUUAAGGACGAGGACUUCGAUGUGCCGAUGCUGCAGGAGUCCGAUUUUGAGUUGGAGGUUCUGCCCGAGGAGAACAAGGUCGUCCCCGCCGAGUCCAUGCUGCUUCGGGAUGUCUCGAUGCAGCGGGAGCUGGCAGCCCUGUGUAUCUCCAAGGCCCAGCUCUGCAUCUGCAUCAGCCACAUGCUCAAGGCGCAGUACUCAGUCCUGAUUCGGGAUAAGAUGCGCCCGGAGAACACGGUCAACAGCACCAUGAUGCUGUUCCCCAACAAGAAGCUCGACAACGUCGAGAGCGUGACCUCGGUCGACCUGGAACUCAUGGCCUGGGCCGACACCCUGCCGGCCAUUUGCCAGUAUCGCCCCCUGACGCCGCUGGAUGUCAAAAACGGGCGAUCGACCGUCGCUGUCCAGCGCACGCUGUUGCACAUGGUUUACUACACCACCAUCUCGGCGCUGCACCGGCCUCAGUUCCUACCGUCAUCCCCCAUCCAUGCGCCAACGACCUCACGGCAGGUGCAGGAGAUGUCCCGCCUGAGGGUCCGCGAUGCUGCCAUGCAUGUCACCCGGAUGGCGGCUGAGCUACACCAGUUGCGUCUGGAGAGAUUUCUCCCCACCACUGGCGUCACGGUUAUCCUGCCGGCCAUGAUCAUCCAUCUUCUGGAAAUGAAGAAUCCUGUGUCGCAGUCGAGAGACCGCGCCACCCGCGGCUUCCGCCAGUGCAUGCGCGUCAUGGAGAAGCUGCGCGAGAUUUAUGCCGCCGCCGACUACGCCACGGGCUUCCUGGAUGCGGCCCUGCGCAAGGCCGCCAUCGACAUCAACCUUCAACAGACUGCUGCGCCCAUGACGCAGCAGAACCUGAAGCUCGCCGAGCCGACGUUCGGCGCGCAGACGCCCCCGCCCGACAAUAUGCCGUACAUGACGAGCGGUGAGGCUCUCUUCGCUCACAAACCGAACCCGCAGCGCGACUUUCUGCCGCAGACCAUCAACGCCGCGGCGCUCGACCUGUCGGUCACGAGCCCGCCGCAAACGGAGAAGGACCACGAGUCGGCGCUUGGCGGCAUGACGCCGAGCGCGAGUGGCAGCUCCGAGGAGCCAGGCCCGCUUGACCUCGAGUUCUUGCAGACGCAAGAAGAGAUUGACUGGAACGCCAUGACUGGGACCGAGUUUGACGUUGAUCAGUGGCUGCAGUUCCCGCCUGAAGGCGUCAACAACACGGAUGAGGGGUUCAUGACGAACGUGUUUGGCGAGGAAAGCAUGAGCGACGCCAUGAAUUGGGCGGCGACCGGAACUGUUGAGAAGGAGGGUGAAGGCGCCGCUAAAAUCGCCACCCUCGCCUAAUAUGCACAAUUUCAUUGAUAGACUCCUUUGGGAGUAGAGUUUUACUGGAAGCAUGGUACACGGAGUCGGGACAUGGAGCACGAAAAAAAGGGAGGCCCGGGUUGUUAUGAAAAGGCGUUUGCGGCUGUCACUGGAAUAGGAGGGAGGUCUUUGGUAUACCCUCAUGCGGCGCCCGGCUUAUUCAACUAGUUUCGAUGAUUUUGAAUGAGAACAUGAGUUUC
Colletotrichum destructivum is the source of this 3714-nucleotide messenger RNA. RefSeq lists its product as uncharacterized. NCBI's taxonomy places the organism in Eukaryota, Fungi, Ascomycota, Sordariomycetes, Glomerellales, Glomerellaceae. The record is from RefSeq and is a predicted model, not a curated record. Gene Ontology annotation, molecular function: DNA-binding transcription factor activity, RNA polymerase II-specific; DNA binding; zinc ion binding. Gene Ontology annotation, biological process: regulation of DNA-templated transcription; DNA-templated transcription. Bases 638 to 3493 code for a protein of 951 amino acids. The transcript is spliced from 4 exons.